AGACCAGAUGUGUCAGUGUCAAAAUUUCGUUCGUCACGUCAAUUUCGUGUAUCUUUUUCGGCACCCAAAUUAUUUUAAUUCUUUGUGAUUUGAGUGUGUGCUAUCAGUUUAAAACGUUUCUUGGAGUUUUUAGUUGGUGCUUUAAUAUUUACCAAUUUUUUUAAAACAAUGCAAAGUGUAAUUAAUACAGUAAAGGGCACCGCUCUGGGGGUGGCUGGGUAUUUGACUCCGGUGCUCAAGGAGUCCAAGUUCCACGAGACUGGUGUGCUGACCCCCGAGGAGUUUGUGGCGGCGGGCGACCACCUGGUGCACCACUGCCCCACCUGGCAGUGGGCCAAGGGCGAGGAGGCCAAGGUGCGGCCCUACCUGCCUGCCGACAAGCAGUUCCUCAUCACUAGGAAUGUGCCAUGCUACAGGCGAUGCAAACAGAUAGAAUAUUGUGAAGACAAAGAGAAAGUGAUAGAAGAUGAGCAUGAUGCAGAUGGAGGAUGGGUGGAUACACAUCACUACGACAACACUGGCUCCCCCACUAUAGAAGAAAAGGUGUGCGAAAUGACGCUGGAAGCGGCGGACACGGGUGACAGCGAGCCGGCGAGCGGCGAUGCGGAUGACGACGACGACGACGGCGAGCCCGAGGACAUGGAGCAGUUCCAGGAGUCUGGCCUGCUGGACGAGGUCGACCCGUCAACAGACCUAGCACCGCGCAAAGAGCCGAAGAGCGCGGCGGCGGGGGCGGGCGCGGGCGCGGGCGCGGAGGGCGACGAGAUCGUGCGCACGCGCACCUACGACCUGCACAUCACCUACGACAAGUACUACCAGACGCCGCGCCUCUGGCUCAUCGGCUACGACGAGGACCGCACACUGCUGAGCGUGGAGCAGAUGUACGAGGACGUGUCGCAGGACCACGCCAAGAAGACCGUCACCAUGGAGGCGCACCCGCACCUGUCCGGGCCCAGCAUGGCCUCCGUGCACCCCUGCAGGCACGCCGAAGUGAUGAAAAAGAUAAUCGAAACGGUGACGGAAAGCGGCGGCGAGAUGGGCGUGCACGCGUACCUCAUAGUCUUCCUGAAGUUCGUACAGAGCGUCAUCCCCACCAUCGAAUACGACUUCACGCAGAACUUCGCCAUGAACUAGCCCCGCCCACGAUAUCGACGAAACGGCGAUAGUCGUAUCGUAUACUUGUAUGGAGUUAAAUGUUCAGAGUGGAUACACUUUCGUGCAAACGAGGUUUGAGUUGGGCACGAAACUGUAUGCAGUAUUUCUGAGGCAUAGCUUUACGUGUAGCUAGCUUUAGGAUAUGGCGGAAUUGAAGUGCACGGCAUCUAAAGUAAGAUUAUUUUUAUUUAUGUUUCCUAGACACUAUCAGCAACAAAACAAUAACCCCCUUACUAAUAAAAAGUUACAGUUGUUGAACACUGUUUUAAAAUGACAUUUCCAUACUAAACGUCACUUUAAAACACUGUUCAACGAGCGUGUAAGUUUUAUUAGUAAGGGAGUAAGGAUUUAAAACAAUUGUGUUACAUGUCACCUCAAUAAGAUAAAUAUUUGCUCAAGAAGUAGACGCUUUGAAAUUUCGAAUAAAUCUUAACUUUGAUGCUGACACAUCUCUAGUUAAUAAUGAGGUAUUGAUACGCCCCAAUUUUUAUAGUAGCAUUUAUACGCGCUUCCCGCCGUGUCCGUAUUAUAGGCCAGUUUAUUAGAUUUUAUACAAUUACUAGUUGUCUGCCCCCGGCUACGCCCGCACUCUGUUUUAUUUUUGCGUGAGAUUGAGAAUCAAUCUACAUAUAUGUUACUCCGAAUUAUAUCAAUGCAAUUCGCAUCGCUUCGUUUCGGUGUUAUAAAAGCACACUUUCAUAUUAACAAUUGAUGUCUCCCAUCAGGCCUUAGUAUAUUAUAGGCCUGUUGAUAUGCCUGAUGACUGUCCUAAGAUAUUAUUCAAGUUCGAGGAUAGUGUAAAAUUGCCAGUACUAUGAUGUUUACUGCUACUUGUGUCUUCGUAACUCGUCUCGACUGCCCAUAAAGUGGGAAUCUUAAAUGCAGGCUGCUAAUUACGGUGCCAUAAAAGAUGCUACAUAAAACUGAAGUAACUGUCUGUUUUACUAGAAGAUAUAAUAAUUAAGUCGAUGUAAUUUUUAAUUUCACUUGCUCAUUUUGGCGGAUGCUGGCAGUUCUCCACUAUGCUUGGGCCCUAUUUAACACGUUCGGCCACUAUUCGCAUUAGGCCGAAUGCCAUUUUAAUAAGUCCCAAAAAUCUUAGCUAUUGUAAACAAAUUGUACAAAUAUUCGUAUGUUGAUCGUUAUUUUACGUUUUAUUUAUAAGUUUUCCUUACAAGUUAAAUGUUUCAUAUUCAUUUCCUUCAUAUUUAUGAUGUUCGGCAUUUAGUAAAAAGUAGACUUUCGGAAAUAUUACGUAAUUUUUUAUAAUCUGAAAGUUUAUUUUCGUAUAAUGAAUCGUAAAUUCUUUGUACCUAUGUAAAUAUUUUGAACAUUAUCAUUUGAAAGGUGCAUUCCGUAUAUCGUAUAAUUGCAAGCACAAACAUUCUGUUCACGUCUUUGUGUAUACGUCUCUCAAUGUAAUUCGGGACAUUCCCAAAAAAAGACGAAUAACAACCAUGGUUGGACUUGGAUUUGUAUAGCUUCAGAUUAAAUGUCAC
This is a messenger RNA of Ostrinia furnacalis (Asian corn borer), 2654 nucleotides long. It is a transcript of the gene Atg3, whose product is annotated as Autophagy-related protein 3. The transcript has 7 exons. NCBI's taxonomy places the organism in Eukaryota, Metazoa, Arthropoda, Insecta, Lepidoptera, Crambidae. Gene Ontology annotation, cellular component: phagophore assembly site; cytosol. The coding region runs from base 169 to 1134 and encodes 321 amino acids. Gene Ontology annotation, biological process: nucleophagy; glycophagy; autophagy of mitochondrion. Gene Ontology annotation, molecular function: Atg8-family ligase activity. The record is from RefSeq and is a predicted model, not a curated record.